Molecule: messenger RNA, 591 nt
Organism: Penicillium robsamsonii
Lineage: Eukaryota; Fungi; Ascomycota; Eurotiomycetes; Eurotiales; Aspergillaceae
Exons: 3
Coding region: 1-591 (196 amino acids)
Biological process (GO): L-tyrosine catabolic process; homogentisate catabolic process; L-phenylalanine catabolic process
Molecular function (GO): fumarylacetoacetase activity
Source: RefSeq, a predicted model, not a curated record
AUGAGUACUGCAAGCUGGCUCAAAAUUCCUUCGGGAUCCCACUUCUCACUGGCAAAUAUACCAUUCGGUAUUAUCACGACGCCUGCAUCAGCUGAACCUCACGGUGCCAUCGCCAUUGGAGACCACGUUCUUGAUCUAUACACCUUCGCGAUUAACAUCGGAGGAUAUCUCCAAGAUGUCUUUGCACUUGACACACCUGUCUCUCAAGUCCUCAAGGACAACAAUAUUGUGAAAGAGGCUGCAUUGUUCCACAAGAAGGACGUCAAAGUCUAUAUUCCCAUGAGUAUCGCGGGGUAUUCAGAUUUCUUUGCCGGAAGAAACCACGCCUACAACUGCGGCUGUAUCUUCCGCGACCCCCAAAAGGCGCUCCAAACCACCUCCACCUCCCUACGACCUCUGGGCCAAUUCUUGGCAAACAAAACGGAUACUGCCCCCCAGUUUGGGGCAUGCAGGAGACUUGAUAUCGAGCUCGAACUGGGAGCACUUUUGUGCAAGGGCAAUGAAAUGGGUGAACUGAUCCCAGUUGAUAAGGCCGAAGAGUAUAUCUUCGGCUUUGUUAUCUUGAACGACUGGUCAGCGAGAGAUAUUUAG